This is a messenger RNA of Silurus meridionalis, 690 nucleotides long. RefSeq names its product phospholipase A2, minor isoenzyme-like. The transcript has 4 exons. Gene Ontology annotation, biological process: lipid catabolic process; phospholipid metabolic process; arachidonate secretion. Gene Ontology annotation, molecular function: calcium ion binding; phospholipid binding. The record is from RefSeq and is a predicted model, not a curated record. Bases 44 to 493 code for a protein of 149 amino acids. NCBI's taxonomy places the organism in Eukaryota, Metazoa, Chordata, Actinopteri, Siluriformes, Siluridae.
UUGCUGAAGCAUGAUUUCUAUGUGAAACUCUCCACAGGACGCCAUGAAGACCCUCCACACUUUUCUCCUGCUAGUAUUUGGCCUAACUGUUGCUCAGGCUACUGACUACAAGGCUCUGUGGCAGUUCAGGGCUAUGAUCGUCUGUGUCAAGCCCGAUAGCUGGCCAGCUCUAGACUACGCUAACUACGGCUGCUACUGUGGUUUGGGAGGCUCAGGAACCCCUGUUGAUGAGCUGGACAGAUGCUGUGAAAUACAUGACAAGUGUUACAGUGAUGCCAUGCAACACGAAGCGUGCUGGCCAAUCCUGGACAACCCUUACACCGAGAUCUAUGCCUAUAGUUGUGACAAAGCAACUAAGACAAUAACCUGCAAGAGCAACAACAACAAUUGUGAGAUGUUCAUCUGCGAGUGCGACCGGAAGGCUGCCGAGUGCUUUGCUGUUUCUCAGUACAAUGAGGAGAACAAGAACAUAUCCAGCGACCGCUGCAAAUAACCAUGUAGAUUAUUGUGUAAACAUUACACACCGUACCAAACAGUAGAGCUAGUAACUAUUAACACUAAACAUCUAGCCAUUUAAUCUUCUGUGUCUUACUCAGUGAUUAUUUUAUAUUCAUCAGAAAUCAGUUUUACUCUUUAUCUCGUGAAAAACUUUUACUCAAGCAAUAAUCAAUAAACGACUCAUGAUAAUAA